AAGAAGAUCAUGUCAGGCGUGUGGGUGUUCAAGAACGGAGUGAUAAGGCUUGUGGAGAACCCUAACCAGUCAGGAACCGACACUCACAGCCGAAGGAAAGUUAUGGUCUAUUUACCGACAGGAGAAGUGGUCUCAUCUUAUUCGAUGCUCGAGCAUAUCCUCCAGAGUCUUGGGUGGGAGAGGUACUUUGGCGACAUAGAACUCCUCCAGUUCCACAAACCCUCAUCUAUUGAUCUCAUCUCUCUCCCCAGAGAUUUCACCAGAUUCAGCUCCGUUUACAUGUAUGAUAUCGUCGUCAAGAACCCUAAUUACUUCCAUGUCCGAGACUCCAAUUAAAUCUUCUUUUUUUUUCUUGUUUGCGCUUGUGCUUGUGUGAGUUGUUUUUCAAUUUAGCAUUUGUUUGGUUUUGUUUUUAGCUGCAUGUGCAUGUUUUUUUCGUUCUCGAAGCUGAGAGUUGUGUACUGUGUGUGUGAUUGUGUUUUUAUAGAUUGUGAUUAAGAAGAGUCUUGGUUCAGGGAGAACUCAACCAUAACGUGGUUAAGUUUCAUUUUAAUGUUUUCAUUCUAGCAUAACACGGUUCGAGUUCGACGAUGAUCUGUUG
Messenger RNA from Raphanus sativus (radish), 601 nucleotides. RefSeq names its product flowering-promoting factor 1-like. The record is from RefSeq and is a predicted model, not a curated record. The transcript has a single exon. Gene Ontology annotation, biological process: vegetative to reproductive phase transition of meristem; regulation of flower development. NCBI's taxonomy places the organism in Eukaryota, Viridiplantae, Streptophyta, Magnoliopsida, Brassicales, Brassicaceae. Bases 10 to 336 code for a protein of 108 amino acids.